Molecule: messenger RNA, 2638 nt
Organism: Frankliniella occidentalis (western flower thrips)
Lineage: Eukaryota; Metazoa; Arthropoda; Insecta; Thysanoptera; Thripidae
Product: cysteine sulfinic acid decarboxylase
Exons: 8
Coding region: 48-1517 (489 amino acids)
Biological process (GO): carboxylic acid metabolic process
Cellular component (GO): cytoplasm
Molecular function (GO): pyridoxal phosphate binding; carboxy-lyase activity
Source: RefSeq, a predicted model, not a curated record
GGCACGCCGCACAGCCGCCGUCCAGUCUCCGUCUCGUAGCCGCCGGUAUGGACGCGGACGCGGAGGCCCGCCGAGGCCACGAUGACUUCCUGGAGAGGGUCGCCGGCGUGCUCCGCGAGGAGGGCUUCACCGGCACUCCCGCGCCCGAGCUGCCCGUCGUCAGUUUUCAGCACCCGGACAAGCUGCAGGCGCAGCUGCGGCUGGGCCUCGGCGAUGCGGUCGCGGACGAGGACGAGCUGCUGGCGCUGGUGCGGGAGGUGGCGCGGGCCUCGGUGCGCACUGGCCACCGCCACUUCUACAACCAGCUGUACGGCGGCGCCGACCCUUUCGGCGUGGCGGGCGCCUGGGUCACGGAGGCCCUCAACACGAGCCAGUACACCUUCGAGGUGGCGCCCGCCUUCACCCUCGUGGAGCACGAGGUGAUACGGCACUGCCUCGCCAAAGUAGGCUUCCCGAACGGCGACGGAAUCUUCACACCAGGCGGCAGCGUCGCCAACAUGUACGGCAUGGUCGCGGCCCGGUACAAGGCCUUCCCGCGUGUCAAGACGGACGGCGUGCGCGCGCUUCCGCCUCUCGCCGUCUUCACCUCGGACGACAGUCACUACUCGGUGAUGAAGGGCGCCCACUGGCUGGGGCUGGGCACGUCGAGCGUGGUGAAGGUGGCCACGGACCAGCACGGCCGGAUGCUGGCCGGCGAGCUCCGCGACGCGAUCCUGGCCGCGCGGCGCGACGGCCGGCAGCCGUGCAUGGUCAACGCCACGGUCGGCACCACCGUCCUGGGCGCCGUGGACCCGCUCGGGGAGGUCGCCGACGUCUGCCAGGAGCUCGGCGUCUGGAUGCACGUUGACGCCUGCUGGGGCGGCUCCCUCAUCCUCUCCGCGAGGCACGCGCCCCGCCUGGCCGGGCUGGCGCGCGCCGACUCGGUGUCGUGGAACCCGCACAAGAUGCUCGGCGCGCCGCUGCAGUGCUCCGUGUUCCUGGUGCGCCAGCCGGGCCUCCUGCACCGCUGCAACGCCGCCGCCGCCGAGUACCUCUUCCAGCAGGACAAGUUCUACGACGUGUCGUGGGACACGGGCGACAAGUCGGUUCAGUGCGGCCGCAAGGUGGACGCCUUCAAGCUGUGGCUCAUGUGGAAGGCGCGCGGCGACCAGGGCCUCGGCGCGCUCGUCGACAACGCCGUCGCCUGCGCCAGCUACUUCCAGUCCCGGGUCCGCGACACGGAGGGCUUCCGGCUCGUCAGCGAGGCGCUGGACUGCACCAACGUGUGCUUCUGGUACAUCCCCAAGCGCCUCCGCGGUCAGAAGGAGGACGAGCAGUGGUGGGGUCAAGUAGCCGCGGUCGCGCCCACCGUCAAGGAGCGCAUGGCCCUGGCCGGGACCCUGCUCGUCGGCUACUGCCCGCUCCCGCACAAGGGCCACGUCAACUUCUUCCGGAUGCUGACGACGUGCCACCCGCCGCCGCGCACCGAGGACAUGGACCUCGUCAUCGGCGAGGUGCAGCGCCUGGCCGAGCUGUGACGCCGCACCGCCGGCAGAUAGCAGAAACAGUGUGAAACAGAAAACGUGUCUAAAAGACGAGUGGAACUUCACCAUAAACUCAAGCGUACACUUAUAUUUUUUUUCUGAACUGCCCUGGAUUACCUUGAUUUAAACUAAUUUUUCAAUUUAUUUUUUAAAAUAAUUUUUCUGUCAUUUUUCCUUUACUUUUGAGGGUGUACCCUACGCUGAUCUUUUGUUUGAGUGAAGUAGCCCUCGGCAAGAGCCCCGUCAGGACGGGCGCGAUACGUGCUGCGUGUGCAUUCAGCACGUAGUGAUAAGAAUGGAAUCAUGGAAUCUCAUCUCUAUAAUAUUCGCGCCACCGAAAGAACUAAUUUCAUUUUGCGGUGAUGAUACGGUACGUGCUGUGUGUGUGUGGGUUGCGGCACGGAAUGAGGAACCAAUUGUGUUUGAUCAUUUGAUGCAAAUAAAUGCCGCGCGGUUUUGCUCUCCAUGGAGCAUCCGGAGAAAAGGGGGGAGGGAGGGGGAGGGGGGAUAAUGGUUAGCAGCUCCAGUUCGGGAGAGCUGCCAUUGGUCGAGCAGGGCGCGCAACUUUCCCGCCGCCCACCAUGAUCUAUAUUUUAUUUCUCUGGUCGGCUGGACAUUUAAAAUUGGCCACCAUCAUCGUCUCGCACGCACCCACGGGAUCAUCCGUGCCGGAUCAUCCAGAAAGUAAGCGUCCGCCUUUCGCCGUUGGGUAACCUGCCUGCCAAGUUCACAGUCCGUGCAAGCGGUGCAAGCUCUCAUAGCGCCUGGUGGGUGGGCAACAUAUCGCCCACGGUGCAUGCGUGUACAGCGGGGUGGCCUACCCCGAGUCUCGCAGGCGCCGAGCCGCCCUCGCGCGCGUAAGUUUUCCCGAAUGAAUUCUGGGAAAGAAACGACGUUACUUUCAGGGGUGACUUUUAACAGAUGGAUUCAGAUUCCGUUUGUUCUGUUUGAGAAGGCGACAGUGUGUCUCCGUUUCGUGGAGUUUUGCGCGAUGUUGUCAGCUUUAGGAUAGCCGUCAGUGUCGGGCCAAAGGCCAAACUGAUAUUGAUAGUGGUAGUUUAACUUUAAGUUCUCAUUUCCAAUACCCGGACAAUAAAUAUGUACGGCAUAUAGAA